Hipposideros armiger (great roundleaf bat) is the source of this 5773-nucleotide messenger RNA. RefSeq names its product copine 8 (gene CPNE8). Gene Ontology annotation, biological process: cellular response to calcium ion. NCBI's taxonomy places the organism in Eukaryota, Metazoa, Chordata, Mammalia, Chiroptera, Hipposideridae. The transcript has 20 exons. The record is from RefSeq and is a predicted model, not a curated record. Gene Ontology annotation, cellular component: plasma membrane. Bases 2386 to 4113 code for a protein of 575 amino acids. Gene Ontology annotation, molecular function: calcium-dependent phospholipid binding.
GAAGGUUGAGAACUGCUGCUCUAGAUGUUUUCUAAAAAGUUAAACAGUCACAUUCCAUAUGACCCAACUAUUCCACUCCUGGAAAUUUACCCAAAGGUAAUGAAAGCAUAUAUCUACAUUAUGUACAAGACUUGUACAUAAAUGUUCAUAGCAGUUUUAUUUGUAAUAACCCAAACUUGGAAACAACUAAACAGUCAAUGCAUGAAUGAGUAAACAAUUUGUGACACAUCUAUGCAAUGGAACACUAGCCAGCAAUGAAAAAAAAAUGAAUUAUUGAUGUACUCAACAACAUGGAUGGAUCUCAAAAGAAUUUUGCUCAGUGGAAGAAGCCACACGAAAAACAGUACAUGUUGUAUGAUUCCAUAUACAAUAUAUAUAUACUUAUAGAAAUGCAAACUUAUCUAUAGUGAUACAAAGAAUAUCAGUAAUUGCCCAGAGGGUUGUUUUUAAUGAUGAAAGGAGGGAGUGAUUACAAAAGAGACAUGAGAAAACUUUUUGGGUGAUAGAAUGAGUUAUUAUUUUCAUUGUUGUGAUGGCUUCACACAACUAUGUGUAUGCAUCAAAAUGUAUCAGGUGAUGCACUUGAAAUAUGUUCAGUUUACUAUGUAUCAUUUACAGCUCAAUAAAGUAGAAAAAAAAGAAACAAAGGUUCUAUGAGUUGAGUACUAUUUUAAUGUUUUCAACUUUUACUUAUUCAGUAGGCGUCUAUAAAAUAAAAGUCUAGUUAGCUUUAAAAAAACACAGUAACUCUCUUCCCCCGAAUUUAUUUUGGGCAAAAUAAGAAAUGUCUGGAGUUUUAGGGCUUUUAAAACAGGAAUAAACUACAGUUUAACAUGUGAUAGGGAAAGAGGAAGAGAGCCUCUGGACUUAAGGGGUGACCACUGAUGGGCGGGGAGAUCAGGAAUGGAAACCAAGAAUGAAACAUGGAAGGAUAUUUGGGAAGCCACAAGACGGUGCCUAUACACUCUCACUGGCAACUAGACAAAUUCUGUAGGCAGGUGGGUCUAAGUGAAUUUCAAUGUUACCACGUACGACAGGUCCUCACUUAUGAAAACUGUUCCUCCCUGAGUUAGUCCUACAAGGGGGUAACUCCGUGUUUGGCGCGUCAAAUCAAGGCAGACACCCGUCCCCUCUCUCCUCUCCAGGUUUGCCCUAACGCCAGGUCCAGUUCUCGGUCGCCCCCUGGUGGCGAACGCCCCGGGACCCGCAGGCGCAUGGGCAAGGCCGGAGCAAAGGUGCCGGCAAUAAAAGACGCCGCAAGGGAGGGGAGCGGUGGGUGCCUCCCCAGGCCUUUGCGGCUUCUGCAUCUUGGCACGGGUCUGGCUGCCCCGGAAUCCGGUUUCCCAAACGCGGGGCUCAAGCCCGCUCCUCGGCUUCUACCCGUCCAAUGUCAUUCAGGUGUUGCCGGGUAGGAGUCGGGGUGAGGGAGGGGCAUUGUAGGGUUGUGACCUGAGGGUUUAAGGGAGGACGUCCUGGCAUUUGGAAACGAAGGGGCGCCGAGGAGCCCCGACUGUAGGAGGAUUGUCACCAUUAGACCCCUCCCCCGUCACGUUCCGAAGAACCGAGUGAAGAGGGAAACCAGGUGACUUCUUUAAAUCCUAAAUAGUUUUUUCCCACCUUAGAAUCCACCCUGUUCCCGCGUUGUCCCAUAUAUUGAUCUGUCACUUUACCUCCGCUUACAGAAGGUUGGAUAUCGUCCUCGUGUCCCAUCGUCCCCAACCCUCAAGUGGCAGAGGGUGGGCAGUCCGGCAGCAGGGACCUGGUUCACCUGCCCGAGGGCAUAGGGGGAGGAACCUCCGUGGGCUCCGAGGGUGAGGUGAGGACCAGCGCGAGGUGGGCAGGGGUGGACUUCUGAUACGGGAGUUAGGAACGGGCAGAGGCGCCCACACCUCCAGGUCCCAACCCAGGCGAAGAAACUGCGUGACAUUCCAGUCCACGCAUGAUUGACAGGAGAGUCCUGGCCCAGGAGGCGGGUGUGGGUGUGUAGAGGCGGAGACACAACCCAAAUCGCACGUAAAGCGGGGCCAGGGCUUGGUCUCCUAGACGGUCUGGGUCUGGUGCCACCUAUCCCGCCAGGCUAUAGGGUGGCUUCGCGAAGUCUGACACCCAGAGCAAGAAAAGGAUUACGGAGUGUCCCUCCCUGGACCUGUAGCCUGCAAAGAAGGCACAGGGAAGCCGGGAGCCCCGUGCACCCCUUCCCGGGCAGCUUCAGCCUCAGGCGGGACUGGCUCGCGGUUCCCUCGCGGCUCUGCGCGGAGGUCCGCCUCCCAACGCCCUCCUCCAUCCAGCGAGCUGCCUCCGCCUCCUUCCUCUGCCUCCACCCUCAACCCCUGUCCCCGUCUGUCUGGAGCUGGGCUCCGAGCCCUCAGUCGGCCUGAGCUCUGGAUGUGGGCUCGGGACAAGUCCACGGCGUCUCCACCCAAGAUGGACAGCCGGUACACCAGCACUGCGGGCCUCGGGGACUUGAACCAGCUGAGCGCGGCCAUCCCGGCCACGCGGGUGGAGGUGUCCGUGUCCUGCAGAAAUCUUCUUGACAGAGACACCUUUUCUAAAUCUGACCCAAUUUGUGUCUUAUAUGUACAAGGAAUUGGAAAUAAAGAAUGGAGAGAGUUUGGGAGGACUGAAGUAAUUGAUAAUACAUUGAAUCCAGAUUUUGUAAGAAAAUUUAUCCUGGACUACUUUUUUGAAGAAAGAGAGAAUCUUCGUUUUGACUUGUAUGAUGUUGACUCAAAGAGCCCCAACUUGUCCAAACAUGACUUUCUGGGACAAGUGUUUUGUACAUUGGGGGAGAUUGUUGGUUCACAGGGAAGUCGCCUGGAAAAGCCAAUAGUAGGAAUUCCAGGAAAGAAAUGUGGAAUAAUCAUACUUACCGCAGAGGAAUUAAACUGUUGUAGGGAUGCUGUUCUGAUGCAAUUUUGUGCUAACAAAUUGGACAAGAAGGACUUCUUUGGAAAAUCAGAUCCUUUUCUUGUAUUUUAUCGAAGUAAUGAAGAUGGCAGUUUUACAAUUUGUCAUAAAACAGAAGUUGUCAAAAACACUCUAAAUCCUGUAUGGCAAGCAUUCAAGAUCUCAGUCAGAGCAUUAUGUAAUGGCGAUUUUGACAGAACAAUCAAAAUAGAGGUAUAUGACUGGGAUCGGGAUGGGAGUCAUGAUUUCAUUGGAGAAUUUACAACAAGCUAUAGGGAACUUUCUAGAGGGCAAUCACAAUUCAACGUAUAUGAGGUGGUGAAUCCCAAAAAGAAAGGAAAGAAGAAAAAAUAUAUUAAUUCAGGAACAUGUAUUGUGCCAAGUUCUUACCUUGUAGGUACCACCUAUCUGAUGCUAUCCAAUGUAACACAAAUCAAUUUUACAGUGGCUAUUGAUUUUACAGCAUCAAAUGGCAACCCUGCCCAGCCCACUUCUCUCCACUACAUGAAUCCUUAUCAACUGAAUGCCUAUGGUAUGGCACUGAAAGCAGUGGGAGAAAUCGUUCAAGAUUAUGACAGUGAUAAAAUGUUCCCAGCUCUAGGUUUUGGUGCAAAACUGCCUCCAGAUGGAAGGAUAUCUCAUGAGUUUGCUUUGAAUGGGAACCCUCAAAACCCCUACUGUGAUGGCAUUGAAGGGGUCAUGGAGGCUUAUUAUAGGAGUCUGAAAUCUGUACAACUGUAUGGGCCAACCAACUUUGCUCCUGUAAUUAAUCACGUAGCAAGAUAUGCAUCCUCUGUAAAGGAUGGUUCCCAGUAUUUUGUGCUCCUGAUUGUGACAGACGGUGUUAUCUCCGAUAUGGCUCAAACUAAGGAGUCUAUAGUUAACGCUUCAAAACUUCCAAUGUCAAUAAUUAUAGUAGGUGUUGGACCAGCAGAAUUUGAUGCAAUGAUUGAGUUGGAUGGAGAUGAUGUAAGAGUUUCCUCCAGAGGAAAAUAUGCUGAAAGGGACAUUGUGCAGUUCGUGCCCUUCAGGGAUUAUAUUGAUAGAAGCGGAAACCACAUACUGAGCAUGGCGAGACUGGCUAAAGACGUCCUAGCUGAGAUCCCGGAGCAGUUUCUCUCCUACAUGAGGGCCCGAGGAAUCAAGCCAUCGCCUGCGCCUCCCCCGUACACCCCGCCUACUCACGUGCUACAGACUCAGAUAUGAGCGUGCUCAGAAAUGUUAAUGUUAAGUGCACGUCAGUUAGAACUGCUGAGUCAAGCUUUGCUCCUGGUGCUCAGUUAUGAACCAGGGAAUGAGAAACUUUUCUCCGUUUGGUUUCAGCAGUACUGGUUAAUCUGCUUUCUGGAUCCAAAAUGAAUUCUCUUCCUAAACCAAAACUGUAAAUAUGGUUGUUGCAUGAGCAACAGAAAAAAUGUUUGAAUGCUUGAAGCAAAAUAUGGGUGUCUUCUCUGAAUCUUCACUUUUUUUUUUUUUUGGACAAAAACAGCUAAUUUCCAUUGUAUUGUUGGAAAAAAGCACAAACUAUGUUUUUAACUCAAAUAUUGUCCUCGACUGCUUUGUGUAUAGGAAAGCAGUCUCUCUGUAUCAAUGUUUACAUGUUACUACUUUUUAAAUUUCAAUACUUUUAUAACUGUUCUUAAGACUACGAGUUUUGAAUAUUGAAUCCUUUGUCUUCAAAUUACAAUAGCUAUAAUCACAAGAGCAAUAUCUCUUUGAAUGACUGUCUGGACAAAUACAAUUGCAAACAAAGGAAAGGAAAAAUACUUUUGUAUUUUUCUCAGUAUGUGAAUUAUCUUAUGAAUUUCCACCUGCUUAGUAAUCAGUUCCUAUGCCGAGUUGGCCAAAUACGGAAGUUGAAGCUUAGCAGAUGUGUAUCCUGUAAGAACAUACAUUUUUCAUGGAGUUUGGGUUCUAAAUUUAGACUGCAGUCAGUUUAUGUUUUGUGAUGCUAAAUAGAAAUUUUUAAAAAGCCAAAACAUUGUGAACUGUAAAUGCACAGAAAAAUGCUCUGUGUAAAAAAUAGCAUCUUUAUAGUAUGCUAUUUAGAAAGACUAAACCCCAGAAUAUUUAACUAUGAACCAUGUAGCAGACGUUUUAAACUUUUUAUUCCAUUGUACCUUAUCUAGAUAUUUUAAUUCAAAGGGAUACUGGUUCUCUUGGAUUCCUUAUCACCUUUCCACAUUGCCACACAAGGUGCACAGGCCGGAGAUUUGUGUGAAAUUCCCAGUGACUUAGUGCACAACCCAUUUGUGAAAUAACCCACUCCUAUAUACUAAUCUGCCUGUCCACAGUUACUUGUAAAGAGUUUUUGCAUGUACAGUUUUUCAAGAAUUACAGUUUUGUGAUGUUGUGUCCAAAUUAAAGCAUUUUAGAACAAAUGGCCUUAAAUUCUCACAGAAUUCCUGGAAAUGAUUGUGAAUUGCCUUCAAAUAAUAGAAAAGUGUAUUUAUUUAUUUUUCUUUUGUGUCAACAAUGUAAUGGCUUUAUAAUAUUUUCCUUACUUUUACUAUUUACUACUUACUUUAUUUUUACUGUAUGUUGUUCUCUUUGUCCCAAGUUGACUUCGGGUGACUUUUAUAAGCAUGAAACUAUUUUACUGAAAAGAAAAAUAUAUACAUCCACAUAUCUGACAGUAUCAAUGUUAUAUAAUUAUGUAAUAUGAAAUUGUCCAUUUUUAAGUAUAUAUUAAAAUCUUUAAAAGGAUAACUCUCUGCUCCGUAAAGUUCAUGUAUACUGACAUGGAGUCUGAUAUUUGCUUUACUGAUCAUAAAUAAUUAUGCUAGUAUAGUUUAUUAACCUAGAGACUUUUUAUUUAUCUUCAUUCAUUCAAAAUAACAAAAAUAAAUAAGAUCAGUAGUCUUUC